This is a messenger RNA of Neurospora tetraspora, 3980 nucleotides long. RefSeq names its product patched family-domain-containing protein. The transcript is spliced from 2 exons. Gene Ontology annotation, cellular component: membrane. Gene Ontology annotation, biological process: sterol transport. Gene Ontology annotation, molecular function: sterol binding. The record is from RefSeq and is a predicted model, not a curated record. NCBI's taxonomy places the organism in Eukaryota, Fungi, Ascomycota, Sordariomycetes, Sordariales, Sordariaceae. Bases 126 to 3965 code for a protein of 1279 amino acids.
CCUGAUACAUACUGCAUCACACUCUUUGGAAGAAGCGGGAACUUCCAAUUCGCAUCCAAGCCGCCGAGCGGCAUCGGCAACGUCAACAACACCGAAGACGUCCUGCCUUUGAUCGAUCCGCCAUCAUGACAAAGUUAUCCACGCUUGUCGCGGCCAGCGGCUGGCUCCUAUCAUCGGGUCUGGGAAGUGUCACAGCCGAGAUAUAUACGCCAAAGCACGAAGCUGGACGAUGCGCCAUCAGAGGCCACUGCGGAUCCAAGAGUCUCUUUGGAAGCCAGUUGCCCUGUGUUGACAAUGGCUUGGCUGAAGAACCAGACGACUAUCUCCGUCAACAGCUGGUUGAUCUUUGUGGCCCUAAAUGGAAUACAGGGCCAGUGUGCUGUCUGCCUGAACAGGUUGACUCUCUAAAGUCCUCCCUGUCGACGGCGAACCAAAUAAUAUCGUCUUGCCCGGCAUGCAAAGACAACUUCUUCAACAUGUUUUGCACAUUUACAUGCUCUCCCGACCAGUCGCUGUUCAUCAAUGUCACCAAGACGAUUGAAAAGAAGGGAAAGACACUAGUGACCGAGUUGGACCAGUUGGUUUCCGACGAGUAUGGAACCGGCUUCUACAACAGCUGCAAGGACGUCAAGUUUGGCCCUACAAACUCGCGAGCCAUGGACCUGAUAGGCGGAGGUGCCAAGAACUACACCCAGUUGCUCAAGUUCCUCGGUCAGGAACGCUUUGGCGGCUCGCCUUUCCAGAUCAACUUCCCCGUCGAAUACUCUGAACCCGACACGAAGCCGCUGCCCAUGAAGCCCAAGAACUGCAACGACGAGGACCCGAACUUCCGUUGUGCCUGUGUCGACUGCCCCGAGAUCUGCCCCACGCUCCCGGAGGUCGAAAAGGCUGGUUCUUGCCAUGUGGGCGCCCUGCCGUGCCUGUCAUUUGCUUCCAUCUUGACUUACAGCGUCAUCUUGUUCACGUCUAUUGCUGCUGUAGUCGGCCACAUUGCCUGGAAGAGACACGCUAAGCGCAGGAGUGAGCGGCUCCGACUUCUCACCGAUGCGGCGCCCAGCGACGAUGAGGACGAGGGAGACUUGACCCAGAAUGGGGCCAUGAUUGACCGCCCCCAAAAGACCUACAUCAUCAACACAUGGUGUGAUUCUGCUUUCAGCAAGUUGGGAUAUCUUGCGGCUACGUUCCCGGCCAUCACCAUUGUUACCAGCAUUCUGAUUGCUAGCAUCCUCAGUAUUGGCUGGUUCCACUUCGAGCUUGAGAAGAACCCGGCUCGUUUGUGGGUAAGCCCAACUUCGCCGGCGGCCGAGGAGAAAGCCUUCUUUGACUCUCAUUUUGGCGCUUUUUACCGCGCUGAGAAGGUUUUCCUGGUAAACGAUACCAACCCCUCCGGCCCUGGACCCGUCUUGAGCCAUGAUACUCUCCUCUGGUGGAUGGAUGUCGAGAAGAGCGUUGCGGCGCUCAAGGGUGCCAAUUAUGGAAGCAGUUUCCAGGACCUAUGCCUUAAGCCUACUGGAGAUGCCUGCGUCGUUCAGUCAGUCGCUGCUUACUUCCAAGAUGAUCCCGACUCUGUUGACCCAGAGGGCUGGAAGAGUACUUUGAGGACUUGUGCCGCGUCCCCGGUCGAGUGCCGCCCUGCUUAUGGACAGCCUCUUGAUCCUAGCAUGAUUCUUGGCGGAUACCCUGAGGAUGGUGAUGUUGCGGAAGCUUCUGCUAUGACCGUUACCUGGGUGUUGAUCAACCCUCCUGAGGACUCUCCCGAAGUUGACCGUGCUAUGGACUGGGAGGUGGCGCUGAAGAACCGACUACUGGAGCUGCAAGACGAGGCCAAAGAGCGCGGUCUCCGCCUUUCCUUCUCCACCGAAAUCAGUCUUGAGGAAGAACUCAACAAGUCCACCAACACCGAUGCCAAGAUCAUUGUCAUCAGCUACAUCAUCAUGUUCUUGUACGCUUCGCUCGCUCUUGGUUCCACUACCUUGUCCUUCAAGGACUUGCUUCGCAACCCGGCCGUCUCGCUCGUUGAAUCCAAGUUUACACUUGGUGUCGUGGGCAUCGUCAUCGUUCUUAUGUCCAUCACUGCUUCGAUUGGUCUCUUCUCCUGGGCUGGUCUGCGGGCUACCUUGAUCAUCGUCGAUGUCAUCCCGUUCAUCGUCCUUGCCGUUGGCGUGGACAACAUCUUCCUGAUCGUUCACGAGUUUGAGCGUGUCAACAUUAGCCACCCUGAUGAUAUGGUUGAGGCACGGAUUUCCAGGGCCUUGGGCCGGAUGGGUCCUUCGAUUCUCUUCUCAGCCUUGACCGAGACGGCAUCCUUUGCGCUCGGUGCCUUUGUCGGCAUGCCGGCCGUGAGGAACUUCGCCAUCUAUGCCGCUGGAGCUGUCUUUAUCAACGCAAUUCUUCAGGUGACCAUGUUUGUCUCGGUUCUGACGCUGAACCAGAUCCGUGUUGAAGAUUCUCGUGCGGACUGCUUCCCUUGCAUUCAAAUCAAGUCGGCUAGAGUCCAUCUGGCCAACAAUGGUGCGGGUCAGGCCCCGGUCUACCUCGAGGCUCCUGAGGAGAGUUAUCUUCAGCAGUUCAUUCGCAAGACCUACGCUCCUCGGCUGUUGGGAAAGAAGACGAAGGCUGUCAUUGUCAUGAUCUUCCUGGGCGUGUUCGCUGCUGGUGUCGCUUUGAUUCCCGAGGUUAAACUGGGUCUGGACCAGCGAGUUGCCAUUCCGGAUGAUUCGUACCUGAUCCCUUACUUCAACGACCUUUACGAGUACCUCAAUACUGGUCCGCCGAUCUAUUUCGUCACCAGGGAAUUCAACGCUACUGAUCGGACGCAGCAACAGAAGGUCUGCGCCCGUUAUACCACCUGUGAGCAGAUGUCGCUUCCGAACAUUCUGGAACAGGAGAGGAAGCGGACUGAGGUCUCUUACAUCUCGACGCCCACUGCCAGCUGGAUUGACGAUUUCUUCCAGUGGCUCAACCCUGAGAAUGAGAGGUGCUGCAUGGAGCGUCGGAGACCCUGCUUUGCGAACCGCACCCCGGCGUGGAAUAUCACUCUUUCUGGCAUGCCCGAGGGUGACGAGUUCGUCUACUACUUGAAGAAGUUUCUUACUGCGCCAACAAGCGAAGAUUGUCCCUUGGGCGGACAGGCUUCGUAUGGCUCUGCUGUUUUGGUCGACUCGGAAAGGGACACCAUUCCGGCCAGUCACUUCCGCACAAGCCACAUCCCCCUCCGCAGCCAAGAGGACUUUAUCAACGCUUACGCCUCUGCCCGGCGUAUCGCCAACGAGAUCAGCGCCGAGACAGGACUGGACGUCUUCCCCUACAGCGUCUUCUAUGUCUUCUUCGACCAGUACGCCACCAUCGUCUCGCUCACCGGCGCCCUCCUCGGCUCCGCCGUCGGCAUCAUCUUCAUCGUCGCCUCCGUCCUGCUUGGUUCCCUGAUCACCGCAGCGGUGGUAACCCUAACCGUCGUCAUGGCCAUCGUCGACAUCAUUGGCGCCAUGGCCGUCAUGGGCGUCUCCCUCAACGCCGUCUCGCUCGUCAACCUCAUCAUCUGCGUCGGCAUCGCCGUCGAGUUCUGCGCCCACAUUGCCCGCGCCUUCAUGUUCCCCUCUCGCACAUUCAUGGAGCGCGCCAAGAACCGCUUCCGAGGCCGCGAUGCUCGUGCAUGGACUGCCCUCUGCAAUGUCGGCGGCAGUGUGUUCUCAGGCAUCACGGUCACCAAGCUGCUCGGCGUCUUUGUGCUCGGUUUUACCCGCAGCAAGAUCUUUGAGAUUUAUUAUUUCAGAAUCUGGGUCGCUUUGGUCCUCUUUGCUGCUACGCACGCGCUUGUUUUCCUGCCUGUGGCGCUGUCGCUGGUCGGAGGCGAGGGGUAUGUUGAUCCUGAGAGCGAUGGUGGGUUGGAAGAGGAUUUGGCGAGUAGACGGUAUAGGGCUUUGGUGCCGGAUGCUGAUUCGGAUUCGGAGGAUGAGGAAUAUUAGAGUGAUCCUACCAGA